AGCUGUCCUUGAGCCUGGACUCUGGGUGAGCUCUCUGGGUCUUAGACUUGAGGUACUAAGUUUUGAAAUUUUCAAACUUGAAAAUCACAGUAAGUGGAGAGAUCUCUGAGCUACUGCCCAUCCUAGUGUCGCUUGCAUUGAACGUUGAUUAUGUUGACAAUGAAAAGCCAGGAGAGCUUCAAAAAGGAAAGAGGUCAAUAGCCAAAUGUUCCAAGAAGUCAAGGAAGUCAUGAAGUGUUGGGGUAAGUCAGGCAGGUGCAGAGCAAUGUGUAAAGAAAGUGAAGUAUACUAUAUAUUAUGCAACACUGAGGCUAAGUGCUGUGUGGAUCCCAAGUAUGUACCUGUAAAACCAGAAUUAGCAAACACAAAUGCAAGCCUGGAAUCAGCGUCUGCAGUCUGACAUCUCUCUUCCAACCUGGAGUCUCAGCAUCCUGCGAUUCCCACAGUUCAAUUAAACCAGUCUUGGCA
This is a messenger RNA of Saimiri boliviensis boliviensis (Bolivian squirrel monkey), 468 nucleotides long. RefSeq names its product defensin beta 121 (gene DEFB121). Lineage: Eukaryota; Metazoa; Chordata; Mammalia; Primates; Cebidae. Gene Ontology annotation, biological process: innate immune response. The record is from RefSeq and is a predicted model, not a curated record. Gene Ontology annotation, cellular component: extracellular region.